ACGUCACGGUGACGUAAAACCGCCUCCGUCCGCCGACUUAUUAAACAUGUCCGGGUUCUCUGCUGUACAAGCUCGGCGGCGUCACGGUGGAACCUCGCAUUAAAACUGAAGACUGGAAGAGCCGUCCUUUACUCCCUCACCGAGACCUGUGAACUUUACCUUCCUAGCGCUAACCUUUGACUACUAGCUUCACCCAGCCGUGUUGACUCGCUCAUUACAGCCGCUGAUAAGCAACUAAAGUCGGCCUUGGCGUCCGGACUCUCCCGGGGGAAGGGGGUGACUGACACUUUAGCCCGUGUUGACUUCCUCGGUUUGUUCGAGGUCAUCGGCUUCCAUCAGCGGCUCCUAGCAGACCUCCAGGAAUGAAGAGUCUGCCGUACUUCUGCCGGGGAGAAGUCAUUCGAGGCUUCGGGAGAGGGAGCAAGGAGCUGGGCAUUCCCACAGCCAACUUCCCGGACUCGGUGGUGGACAAUCUGCCGGCGGACAUCGGCACGGGCAUCUACUACGGCUGGGCCUGCGUGGGCAACGGCGACGUGUACAAAAUGGUGAUGAGCAUCGGCUGGAACCCGUACUACAAAAACACCAAAAAGUCCAUGGAGACUCAUGUCAUCCACAAGUUUAAGGAGGACUUCUACGGGGAGACCCUCAGUGUGGUCAUGGUGGGCUACAUCCGGCCAGAGAGAAGCUACAACUCACUGGAGGCGCUGAUCGCCGCCAUCAACGGCGACAUCGAGGAGGCCAAGGUCCAGCUGGAGCUGCCCGAGCACGUCAAGCUGAGGGAGGACAACUUCUUCACCAGCGGACAUCACUGCACCCCCACCGCCUCCUCUUCGUCCUCACAGACUAUCAUGAACGGACACUGAGAGCCGUUGCCAUGGCGACACGUGGAUGAAACAUGACUUAGUUUCCAGUUUUGUAUCGUUUUUCUUUUACGUGGCAACUAAAUGUAAUUCAAUGUUAAAUCUUCAACACAAGUCAGUGUAGUCAUUAUUGUGUAGAAUAACACACUAUGCAACACACUUGCUAUAAUUACUGGGUUUUGCAAAACUGGCCUGAGUGAAAGGUCACCCUCCUUCUUUACAGUUCAUCCAUUUGUUUGUUCCCGCCUGUGAGCGUUCAAAGAAUAAAGUCCACAAACAGACAUUUCGUAUUUAUAAUUUAUUGGGGGGGGAAAAAAAAGGUCCUACAAGAAACGCCAAUCAGAAAAGACUAGAUUUAAUUAUGACUUGUGAUUUUAUCGUGCUUGAAGAAUGUAAAUAUAUCAAAUACUUAGAAUGUAAUCUAUCCUGUGAAAUGUUUUUUUUCUGCCGAGUGAAGCGUCGUUUCCGCAUUAAAAGAACGACAACAAUAUUGACACCUGCAGUGUGUAUUCUGUAUAUAUUCAUCCAAUAAAUCAUUUGACCCAG
Molecule: messenger RNA, 1406 nt
Organism: Nerophis lumbriciformis (worm pipefish)
Lineage: Eukaryota; Metazoa; Chordata; Actinopteri; Syngnathiformes; Syngnathidae
Gene: rfk
Product: riboflavin kinase
Biological process (GO): FMN biosynthetic process; riboflavin biosynthetic process
Cellular component (GO): mitochondrion
Molecular function (GO): riboflavin kinase activity
Source: RefSeq, a predicted model, not a curated record